This is a messenger RNA of Cylicocyclus nassatus, 815 nucleotides long. The record is from the annotation of a GenBank genome assembly. NCBI's taxonomy places the organism in Eukaryota, Metazoa, Nematoda, Chromadorea, Rhabditida, Strongylidae.
AUGCCCUCUUAUCUAGCGAAGUUUCAGAAUAUGUUCGCAUUGCCAAGUACUGGUGGUUAUGUGGAUCAGGAUGAGCAAGUGCUUGUCGAUGCUCUUCCGUACCUGGAUACAGAAUAUAACGACGCUGAUCGGCAGACCGCAUUACGAUUGAUCGAUCAAGAGUGCAAGAUUUUUCGUCCAACAAAAAACUACUUGAAACACCUUCCCGUUCCUGAUUUUGAUGCGUUUCUCACACCAUGCAUGAUGAAGGAACAUGCUAGGAUGUCAAAGAAGCAGGAAAUGCCAAAGUUGGAUAUGAGUCGCUGUGAACUUCCCUGCCCAGCAGGUACUUCCAGAGCUGGUGACAAAGUACAGUGGAGAAAGGCGAUCAAGAAUGCAAAAGCACAGAAUGAACAUCUUGUAAUGCGGCAAAUAAAUCUCGAGUUGAUGGAAGAGUAUGCACCUGAGAGCUACCUGAGAAGAAAUAAAGAGCUAGAACAACUUUGCACAGAAGCGGAAAAAGAACUGAGAAAAACCAAAGAGCAGGUCAUGGAGAUCCAUGCGAGACGUAAAAUGGCGCAGCUGGAUGCCGGAAGGCAGCUCAAGGAGCUCGAAGGCAGCUGGGUAGCUAUGGUCACCAAUAACUAUAGAAUGGAACUUGCAAAUAAUCAGUUGGCAGCCACCAAUGCGCAAAUGGCGAAACGUUUGCGGGUUGAUCCGGCAGCACUCGAGAAAGUGACUCUGAACUGAGCUGUUGAUCUCGUGGCCAAUGUGUUGUUUCCAACCGUCAGUUUGCUAUCAUGUCAGUGCAUGGUCGAUAAAAGGUUUUUCAAAAA